Messenger RNA from Geodia barretti, 1059 nucleotides. The record is from the annotation of a GenBank genome assembly. Lineage: Eukaryota; Metazoa; Porifera; Demospongiae; Tetractinellida; Geodiidae.
AUGAGCAGAAAGAGGGUGGCCAUCGUAGGCGUAACGGGAUCCGUGGGCCAGGAGUUUGUCCAAUCACUGGAGAAUCAUGUAUGGUUCGAGGUCACGCAGAUAGCUGCAUCGGAGCGCUCUGCAGGAAAAAAAUACAUGGACGCCAUCACCUGGGAGGUGAACGGUCCGAUUCCCUCAUACAUCAAGGAUAUGACCGUAGGAUCCGUAGAUGACCUGGAUCUGUCACAGCUGGAUCUGGUCUUCAGCGCAGUCGAGUCAAAAGCGGCCAGGGGCAUCGAGACCAAGAUCGCAGCGCUUGUUCCGGUAAUCUCAACCAGCUCCGCCUACCGGUACGAGGAGGACGUCCCAAUACUUAUUCCAGGAAUCAACGACGAGCAUGCCGAACUGCUUGAGGUACAGAAGAAGAACCGGGACUGGAAGGGGUGGGUGGCCCCGCUGCCGAACUGCACCACCACUGGUCUGGCAAUCACGCUCAAGCCGCUAUACGAAAAGUACGGUGCCAAGAAGGUUCUCAUGACAUCCAUGCAGGCAAUCUCUGGUGCGGGGCGCACUCCCGGAGUGUCGGCCAUGAGCAUAUCCGGCAAUAUCCUGCCAUUCAUUCCCAAUGAGGAAGACAAGGUCAGAAAGGAGACCAAAAAGAUUCUUGGAAGGCUAAAAGACGGAAAGAUCGAGGAUGCAGACAUCGGGGUCAGCAGCACUUGCACUCGGGUUCCCGUUAUAGACGGGCACACCGAAUCGGUCUUUGUAGAGACUGCAAAGGAGAUUGAUCCACAGAUGGCAAAGCAGGCCUACGACGACGCCAACCGGGAGAUCACGGUCAGGGGUCUGCCAUCGGCACCAGAGAACUACUAUGCAUUUCAUGAGGAUCCAACACGACCACAGCCAAGAAUCGACCGCGAGGUGGGAGACGGGAUGACCACUACCAUAGGACGGGUGGAAAAGGAGGAUCUCUUUGAUCACGGGCUCAAGUACGUGCUCUUCUCACACAACAAGAAGAUGGGAUCCGCCAAGGGCGCAGUACUUUUAGCGGAAUCUCUCUACAAAAAAGGUAAAUUCUAA